UUCUGAAAUAGUUUUAAUGUGUUUGCGUAUGGGUACAUAUUAUUUUAAACUAAUGCAAAAUGUGUACAUUUGUGGUAUCUACUUACAUGCAUACAUACACAUUUAAAUGUGGGUGUAAAUGUCUCAACUCUGAGAUGCAAUAUUUCAUAUACAAAAAACUUAUUUUAUUAUUAGUAUGCUUCGGUUUCCUGACGACGGAUUUUCUGAAGACAAUAAAGCUUCUCCACACAUGGAAAGUCAUCACCAAAAGGAAUUUUUAAGCAAAUCUCUUUACCAUAUGCCAAUAUCUUCGGAAAUUUGCACUGAAAAAAUUAAAAAUAAUUGCUUACAAAAGGAUGGUGUUCCUAAUAAUGCAACAUAUGCAACACAUAUUAUGAAGUCUAGUUCACCAACUUCUAGCUUAGGAGAAUCAGUUUACGUUCCAGAGUUGGUUAAUCAAAUCCCAGUAUCUCAUGGUCAACAAAUGCAUACAAUGACGUCAACUACUGAUAUCAACUUCUAUAGUUUUCCUGAUUUUAUAUCUGACCAAGAAAAGAAUAUAUUAUCAGAUUCUGAGAAACUGCUUAGAUCAAAAGAAAAUGAUAUAUAUAAUAAUGAAUAUAAUCACAUACAUGAUGUUUUUGCCAUUCGUAAAUAUUAUCACCCCUUAUUCGCUCAUGGAAUAUGCAGGUGGCCUGGUUGUGAAGUUGACUUGGAAGAUAUAGCCUCGUUCGUAAAGCACUUGAAUUCGGAGCAUGCAUUAGAUGACAGAUCAACAGCCCAAGCUCGGGUACAAAUGCAAGUUGUUUCUCAAUUGGAAAGUCACCUGCAAAAAGAAAGAGAUCGCCUGCAGGCUAUGAUGCAUCAUUUAUACUUAUCAAAGCAGCUAUUGUCACCCUCGAAAAUCGAUCGAAAGGAUGCCUCCGGAAAUGAAAUAAAUGUGUGCAGUGGAACGUCUCCAAUUGUGAUAAAUAAUGUUGCUCGAGCUCUUUAUCGAUCGCAUUCUCCGAACUCUAAUAAUCAUCCAAUUGUAAACUCCAGUUUAUCUGUAAUGAAAAAAAGAAGUAAUGAAAAAAAUACGUUUUCGGUUACUGGUGGCCUACCAUAUAUGCUAGAAAGAGCAGGUCUUGAUGUACAACAUGAAAUUCAACGGAACAGAGAGUUUUACAAAAAUGCAGAUGUUCGUCCACCGUUUACAUAUGCGUCGCUUAUCAGACAGGCUAUCAUUGACUCUCCAGACAAGCAGUUGACGUUGAACGAAAUAUAUAAUUGGUUUCAAAAUACAUUUUGUUAUUUCCGGAGAAAUGCAGCAACAUGGAAGUAGAAUUAAUUAUUUUGGGACCACGCGACGCAGCCAUUUAAGAAUGCAGUAGUACCCAAGCUGUGAAAAUACAUUGCAAUGGGAAAUACAAUAAGCGGAAAGUGAUUAUGGAACGAUGGGCAAAGGCAACCGUUUUCAUAUAUCUAUGGUCGGCAACACGCCCUCAUUGGGUUGUGAUAACCCCCGCUUGGAGACAGGAAUCCGCUGUUUCACAGCACUACCUGGAGAUGAUCGCUACAGUUUUUGGUUUUAAUUUUCUUAAUUUUUGGUUUCACACAACUUUUCCCUCUAACUUGCAGGGCUACACAAACACUCGGCAACCCGGCCAUCAGUGGCGUACUCGAUAACAAAGACCACUAGACUUCGAAGUGUGGCCGGCACAUGUGCCAUUCAUUCGGGUUGUCUGCAUCUACCUGCGGCUCACCUCGUAAAUCUCUGAAUCUGAGGAGAUACUUAUAACAUCCCCAUGAGCAUCGGUGGUAUCGGCGGCAUCGCAGGAAUGUAUACCUCUCGUCUUGGUAUCCCAAAGCGUCGGCGGAGGGGCGACACAGCCACCAAGGAUAGCAGACGAGCUCCACUCUGGCGGUCUCCAUCACCCCACUCACUGACCGAAUUGGCUGGUGACUAGGACCCCGACCCGGUGUCAGACUGUUAC
Molecule: messenger RNA, 1955 nt
Organism: Drosophila hydei
Lineage: Eukaryota; Metazoa; Arthropoda; Insecta; Diptera; Drosophilidae
Gene: FoxP
Product: forkhead box protein P1
Exons: 11
Coding region: 176-1303 (375 amino acids)
Biological process (GO): regulation of transcription by RNA polymerase II
Cellular component (GO): nucleus
Molecular function (GO): DNA-binding transcription factor activity, RNA polymerase II-specific; RNA polymerase II cis-regulatory region sequence-specific DNA binding
Source: RefSeq, a predicted model, not a curated record